Molecule: messenger RNA, 2881 nt
Organism: Pipistrellus kuhlii (Kuhl's pipistrelle)
Lineage: Eukaryota; Metazoa; Chordata; Mammalia; Chiroptera; Vespertilionidae
Gene: SOX21
Product: SRY-box transcription factor 21
Exons: 1
Coding region: 262-1101 (279 amino acids)
Biological process (GO): anatomical structure morphogenesis; cell differentiation; regulation of DNA-templated transcription
Molecular function (GO): RNA polymerase II cis-regulatory region sequence-specific DNA binding; DNA-binding transcription factor activity, RNA polymerase II-specific
Source: RefSeq, a predicted model, not a curated record
GCAAACUGCCCCCGUCGGGUGGGGGCACCGUGCGCCUGAAAGUUAUCCUGCUCCGGAGAGUGUUGUGCCCCCCUCUCCCCCCGAUCGCUCCGCCGGAGCGGGCAGGGCGGCCUGAGACGCGGCGCGGCCCUGGGCUGGCCCCCCGGCCCCCUCCUCCCGGGCGGGAGCGCGUCCCCGCGGGCGGCCAGCAUUGAUCUCCUCCGGACCCAGGGCGGCGGCCCGGGCGGCGGCGGGCUGCAGCCGCGGCCCGGCGGCGAGAGCAUGGCCAAGCCGGUGGACCACGUCAAGCGGCCCAUGAACGCGUUCAUGGUGUGGUCGCGGGCCCAGCGGCGCAAGAUGGCCCAGGAGAACCCCAAGAUGCACAACUCGGAGAUCAGCAAGCGCCUGGGCGCCGAGUGGAAGCUGCUCACGGAGUCGGAGAAACGGCCGUUCAUCGACGAGGCGAAGCGCCUGCGCGCCAUGCACAUGAAGGAGCACCCCGACUACAAGUACCGGCCGCGGCGCAAGCCCAAGACGCUGCUCAAGAAGGACAAGUUCGCCUUCCCCGUGCCCUACGGCCUCGGGGGCGGCGUGGCCGACGCCGAGCACCCGGCGCUCAAGGCGGGCGCCGGGCUGCACGCGGGCGCGGGCGGCGGCGGCCUGGUGCCCGAGUCGCUGCUCGCCAACCCGGAGAAGGCGGCGGCCGCCGCCGCCGCCGCCGCCGCCCGCGUCUUCUUCCCGCAAUCGGCCGCCGCCGCAGCAGCCGCAGCCGCCGCCGCCGCCGCGGGCAGCCCCUACUCCCUGCUCGACCUGGGCUCCAAGAUGGCAGAGAUCUCGUCGUCGUCGUCCGGCCUCCCGUACGCGUCGUCGCUGGGCUACCCGACCGCGGGCGCGGGCGCCUUCCACGGCGCGGCGGCGGCGGCGGCUGCAGCGGCCGCGGCGGCCGCCGGGGGGCACACGCACUCGCACCCCAGCCCGGGCAACCCGGGCUACAUGAUCCCGUGCAACUGCAGCGCCUGGCCCAGCCCCGGGCUGCAGCCGCCGCUCGCCUACAUCCUGCUGCCGGGCAUGGGCAAGCCUCAGCUGGACCCUUACCCCGCGGCCUACGCCGCCGCGCUAUGACCCCCCGCGGGGCCACCUGGCGAGAUUCGGGGUGCGCACACAUGUACAUAUGUAUAGGUACGAGCUCUGCGGGACCUCGGGCUGUUUGUACAGAAGAUGUAUAGGUGCCAGGCAGAGGCAGAGAUGCCAGUCGGGGGGCGCGGAGUGCGCGUGGGCAUUCCCAGGAUCAUUUUAGGACCGCACUUGGGCAGCCAACUUGACAGCGGGCGGUGGUAUUCAUUCCGGCAGCAGUUGGCAGUUUGGUUUGCACUUCGGAACCUGUUGCGUUUUGGCCCAUUAUUGGUGGAGGAGUAACUUUUUCACGUGUUGGGCCCUCCAGUUUUGUUGGUUGGACGUUUAUUGUCGGUUUUGUUUUUGUUUCUCAUUAUCUUUUUUUUUUUUCUUUUCACUCCUGGUCUGUGUUGCAUGCACACUGUUCAAAUGUUAGGUCUGAAAUGGCUGACACAAGGGAAAACCAGAUCGAUGCUAUUCGUUUCUUUGGAACGGAAUUUGGUUCUGAGCAAUCUCGCUCCCUAAUGGUACUAUUUUGAACUUUGCAAAUCUCUGCUCUCUCAAGCAAAAACCCCAGGCCAGAUCCAUUCUUGACCAGUGACCAGCUCGAAUCUGGCCUUUUGUUUGGGAGAUGAUCCGCGGUCUCUUACGCCAUAUGCAAAUCAGAGCAAGAGCUCUUUCUCAAGAGCAAGGAAUGCAAACAAGAAAUAUGUGUGAGAUUGAAAAGUUGUCAAUUGGACCUUCCCCCUCAGAUAAAAACAAAACAGGUAGAAAUCACCCUGAGUCCACUCACUUGGGAUUUCUGACACAGCUUCUAGACAAUGUAAAGGCCCUGUUUCUAUUUUCCCCUAUGGCUGAGAUUGUAAAUGUGUACAUAUUCAUGAAAAAAUUAAGUCUGCGAAUGUGUUCAUUUGCGUUGCCCUAAAUUUGAGUCGAUUUUAGGCUCUAAAGCAUUUUGAGCAAGUAUCAAAGUUAACUUUUAAAAAUUGUGGUUUUAGAAUCACAAUGUUACCUAAGAUUAAAUCAGACUCUUUUUUUUUUGUCUGAAUGGUAAUUAUAUAUUUAUUAUUUAGCAAAACUAAAGGAAAAAAAAAACCACAGAAUUGUUUUGACAGAUGUCUCUCCUUGUCAGCCAGCGUUUCUCCACCAACUUGAACCGUUUAAAUGUGUUUUGGAGUUCCCUCCCUAAUUAGCUUAUAUUUUAGAUCAUCUGCAAUUCAUUUGCAAUUUAUGAUAAAACACAUUUUAGAGAAAAGAGCCUUCCUCAAUUAUAGCUUUUGUGUUCCUUUCUAAAUGUAUAUUUUGACUAAUGUUUGUGAAUGAAGUUGGCUAACAUGUAUUUAGUUUCAUUUUGGCUUUAUUGUAAUAUACAGUUUUUAAAAGUUUUAAGUAUUGGUUUUAACCUUUAUGUGUAAAUGGUUUUCUUGUGUGAUCUUCUAAUUUAAUAUUAGACAUCUAAACUAUAUCUGUAAAUUAGAAUCCGACUAUCACUCUGUUCAUUUUUUUGAACAAAGAGUUUAAAUAAAGCCUGAACCAGGGAAAAGAGAAAAUCCUCUAUUUCUUGUUGAGUUCCUAACAAGAUUUUUAUCUGAAUUGCCCUUACGUGCCUGGCCCAGGUGAAGUGUAAGGUAUCCUCCAAAGGCAGCCUUUGUUUCACUUUUGAAUAGAUUUACUAGGAAAUCUAAAUCAGGCCAUUGUUAUUCAGAGCCAAAAACCUGAUUUAUCACAUUUUUAAUCGUGAAUAGGAAAGAAGAUUUAAAAACCCAAGUAGUUGUAUUAUCUUGGGGGG